AUGCAGAGGAUCGUUAUAGUGGCCAUGCUUAUCGAACAAAUGAUCAAGAAGUUUUACAAAGAUUCGCCAUCGAAAGACGUGAGAUAUGUGAGCGAUGAACUUCGACUUUCCUUUCCUUGUUCGUCGAUCGACAUUGUUCAGGCUGAUCUGAAGUCGUGUAUCGAUGAAAAGGGCUAUAUGGCCUUGAAUGGAAUCAAUAAAUGGCAAAAGGCUGUCCUCGGGAACCAGCGGGGCAUGUUUCGAUCCGACAAAGACGAUCCCGAAGUAAAAGCUCCCUCGACAACGCGCAAAUAG
Didymodactylos carnosus is the source of this 294-nucleotide messenger RNA. Lineage: Eukaryota; Metazoa; Rotifera; Eurotatoria; Philodinida; Philodinidae. The record is from the annotation of a GenBank genome assembly.